GCGCUCGUGUUCGACUGCGAUGGAACGCUGAUCGACACCAUGGGAUUGUUUUACGUCGCCGACGUCCGGGCGUGCGACGAGGUCGGGGUGAAGAUGUCGAAGGGGACGUUUUACGAGCUCGCGGGCGUCCCCAUACGGGACAUAUUCCGUAAACUGUGCGUCGAACAGGGCGCGGCGAGCGACGACGCGACGCUGGACGCGAUGGUGCGGUCGUGCGGCGCGCACGCGCGCGCGCUCGGGCCGCCGAAGGCGAUCGAGUGCGUCGUGGAGGUGGCGAGGAACGCGAAGGCGCGCGGGAAACGCGUCGCCGUGGCGUCGAGCGGCGUCAAGACGACCGUGCUCGAGCACCUCGAGCACCACGGAUUAUUAGAUUUAUUCGAAGUCGUCGUCACGUGCGAGGACGUGACGCGCGGGAAGCCCGCGCCGGAUCUGUACGCGCUCGCGGCGGAAAAAUUAGGCGUCGCGCCCGAGCGGUGCUGCGCGUACGAGGACGCCGUCCUCGGCGUGGAGAGCGCGCGCGCCGCGGGG
This is a messenger RNA of Ostreococcus lucimarinus CCE9901, 528 nucleotides long. RefSeq lists its product with no specific name. Lineage: Eukaryota; Viridiplantae; Chlorophyta; Mamiellophyceae; Mamiellales; Bathycoccaceae. The transcript has a single exon. The record is from RefSeq and is a predicted model, not a curated record. Gene Ontology annotation, molecular function: beta-phosphoglucomutase activity; sugar-phosphatase activity. The annotation marks the transcript as partial.